Trichechus manatus latirostris (Florida manatee) is the source of this 2367-nucleotide messenger RNA. It is a transcript of the gene TMC1, whose product is annotated as transmembrane channel like 1. Gene Ontology annotation, cellular component: plasma membrane. Gene Ontology annotation, molecular function: mechanosensitive monoatomic ion channel activity; voltage-gated calcium channel activity. The record is from RefSeq and is a predicted model, not a curated record. The coding region runs from base 1 to 2367 and encodes 788 amino acids. NCBI's taxonomy places the organism in Eukaryota, Metazoa, Chordata, Mammalia, Sirenia, Trichechidae. Gene Ontology annotation, biological process: vestibular reflex; detection of mechanical stimulus involved in sensory perception of sound. The transcript is spliced from 21 exons.
AUGGGGGCUGUGGUGAUCCAGUGGCAGAAUUUUCACCUUCCAUGCAGGCGACCUGUGUUCGAUUUUCAGCUGAUGCACUUCAUUCACAGCUGCCUCUCAUCUGUCAGUGGAGUACAAAUCCAAGUGGAGGAAGAAGAAGAAGAUUCUGAGGAAAGCUCAAGUGAAGAGGAAGAGAAACUACCCCGAAGAGAAAGCUUGAGACCAAAGAGGAAACGGACCAGAGAUGUUAUAAAUGAGGAUGACCCAGAACCUGAACCAGAAGAUGAGGAAACAAGGAAGGCAAGAGAAAAGGAAAGGAGAAGGAGAUUGAAGAGAGGAGCAAAGAUCACCCACAUUGCCUUCCCUGCAUCUCCUGUGUGGGACAGUGGAGUAGGCCUGAACUUCAGACCUGAGUUUGAAUCUCAGAUCUUCGAGGAGUGGAAGCUAAAGAAAGAACUGUUUGUCAUGCUGGAAGCAAAACAAUUUGUAAAUGCAAAUGAAGGGGCUCUUGGGAAAGGAAAAGGAAAACAGUGGUUUGCAUUUAAGAUGAUGAUGGCCAAGAAAUGGGCAAAAUUUCUCCGCGAUUUUGAGAACUUCAAAGCUGCUUGUGUUCCGUGGGAAAAUAAAAUUAAGGCGAUUGAAAGUCAGUUUGGAUCAUCAGUGGCCUCCUAUUUCCUCUUCUUGAGAUGGAUGUAUGGAGUAAAUAUGGUUCUCUUUGUCCUGACGUUCAGCCUCAUCAUGUUGCCAGAGUACCUCUGGGGUUUGCCAUAUGGCAGUUUACCUAGGAAAACAGUUCCCAGAGCUGAAGAGGCAUCUGCAGCAAACUUUGGUGUGCUCUAUGACUUCAAUGGCUUGGCACAAUAUUCCGUCCUCUUCUAUGGCUAUUAUGACAAUCGACGAACGAUUGGAUGGAUGAAUUUCAGGUUGCCACUCUCCUAUUUUCUGGUGGGCAUUAUGUGCAUUGGAUACAGUUUUGUGGUUGUCCUCAAAGCGAUGACCCAAAAUAUUGGUGAAGAUGGGGGCGGUGAUGACAAUUUCAAAUUCAGCUGGAUGGUCUUCACGAGCUGGGACUACCUGAUUGGCAAUCCUGAAACAGCAGACAACAAAUUUAAUUCCAUCACAAUGAACUUUAAGGAAGCUAUCCUGGAAGAAAAAGCAGCUCAAGUAGAAGAAAACAUCCACUUGAUCAGAUUCCUGAGGUUUCUUGCUAACUUCUUCGUGUUUCUAACACUUGGCGCGAGUGGAUACCUCAUCUUUUGGGCUGUGAAGCGAUCCCAGGAAUUUGCGCAGCAAGAUCCUGACACCCUUGGGUGGUGGGAAAAAAAUGAAAUGAACAUGGUUAUGUCCCUUCUGGGGAUGUUCUGUCCAACUCUGUUUGACUUAUUUGCUGAAUUGGAAGACUAUCACCCCCUGAUUGCUUUGAAAUGGCUACUGGGACGCAUUUUUGCUCUUCUUUUAGGCAACUUGUAUGUGUUUAUUCUUGCCUUGAUGGAUGAGAUUAACAACAAGAUUGAAGAGGAGAAACUAGUAAAGGCCAACAUUACCCUCUGGGAAGCCAACAUGAUCAAGGCCUACAAUGCAUCACUCUCUGGAAAUAGCACUGGACCACCUUUUUCUGUUGAUCCAGCAGAUGUACCUCGAGGACCCUGCUGGGAAACAAUGGUGGGACAGGAAUUCGUGCGGCUGACCGUUUCUGAUGUUCUGACCACCUAUGUCACAAUCCUCAUUGGGGACUUUCUCAGGGCGUGUUUUGUCAGGUUUUGCAAUUAUUGCUGGUGCUGGGAUUUGGAAUAUGGAUAUCCCUCAUACACGGAAUUUGACAUCAGUGGCAAUGUCCUUGCUCUGAUCUUCAAUCAAGGCAUGAUCUGGAUGGGCUCCUUCUAUGCUCCCUGCCUCCCAGGCAUCAACAUUCUUCGACUCCACACAUCCAUGUAUUUCCAGUGCUGGGCUGUGAUGUGCUGCAAUGUUCCUGAGGCCAGGGUCUUCAAAUCUUCCAGAGGAAAUACUUUCUACCUGGGCAUGCUAUUGCUCAUCCUCUUCCUGUCCACCAUGCCUGUCCUGUACAUGAUCGUAUCCCUGCCGCCAUCUUUUGAUUGUGGCCCAUUCAGUGGCAAAAACCGGAUGUUUGAAGUCAUUGGAGAGACACUGGAGCAUGAUUUCCCCAGUUGGAUGGCGAAGAUCUUGAGACAGCUUUCCAACCCUGGACUGGUCAUUGCUGUCAUACUGGUGAUGGGUUUGACCAUCUAUUAUCUCAAUGCUACCGCCAAGGGCCAGAAGGCAGCAAAUCUGGAUCUAAAAAGGAAGAUGAAAAUGCAAGCUUUGGAGAAUAAAAUGCGAAACAAGAAAAUGGCGGCCGCACGAGCAGCUGCAGCUGCUGGUGGCCAGUAG